Molecule: messenger RNA, 1608 nt
Organism: Monosiga brevicollis MX1
Lineage: Eukaryota; Choanoflagellata; Craspedida; Salpingoecidae
Exons: 6
Coding region: 1-1608 (535 amino acids)
Biological process (GO): proton transmembrane transport
Cellular component (GO): membrane
Molecular function (GO): antiporter activity
Source: RefSeq, a predicted model, not a curated record
AUGGCCACCACGACGGCUUUGCUGGAGACCACGGUCGGGCCGAGCGAGCUGGGCAGCACCUCGUUUGUGCCCAACGCGACCAUGCAUACCUACGUCGAUGAGCACGCCGAUUGCGCUUCCUGCUACCUGUUCAUCUUCUUGCUGCUCUCCAUGGCAUCCUAUCGCAUCGGACAGUGGGCUUCGCACCUCAAGAUGCUGGCUCUCACCGGCUACCUCAUCACCGGCAUCCUGGCUGGUCCAGACAUCCUUCACAUCUUAUCGCGACCGGAGAUUGACGAUCUGCGCUUUAUUGAUCGCCUCGCAUUGGCCCUGAUCGCCUUUACUGCAGGCGCUGAGCUCUAUCUUCCCCAUCUCUACCAAUUCCUUCCCAGCCUUCUCCGCAUUGUAACUGCCACCACCAUUGUCGGUCUCGUCGGCUUUUUCGUUGUGGCUUUUGUUGCCGCCCCCCUGACCGAUUUCAUGGAUCGCCUCUCCCCGGGCCAACAGGCAACGGUGGCCCUGCUGGGCGCGGUCAUCUCCGUAGCAAGCUCUCCUUUGGCUACAAUCGCCAUCAUCAACAAGCAUCGGGCCAAGGGCCCCUACGGGCAAAUGGCUUUGGGAGUCGUGCUCCUCAAGGAUGCCGUCGUCAUCGUCCUCUACGCCGUGGUGGUCCACGUCGCCUUUGGCGUGUUUACAGAUGACGGCCGGCCCGACAAUGGUCUCAUUGUCCUUUAUGUCAUCGGUGAACUUAUUCUCACCGUCCUCAUUGGCUUGGCCAUGACGCCUUUUCUAUAUGCGCUCGCCCGCCUCGAUGCCAACCGUCUCGAUCAAUUUGCCCGCCAGCGCAUCUUUCGUGGUUGGACGCAACCCCUGCUCUACGACCGCUUCCUCGCCGGCAACUUUCAGCUCUUUCGCGGCGGAUUGCUCUUGGCCGCGGCAUACGGCCUCUACGAAGCUCAACGUGCCCUUCGUGAUCACGCAUCCAUCCACAUUCAGUAUUCGCUCGCCUGCAUGACCGCGACGGCCACCCUCAUCAAUUACAAAAAGGAUCUGCGCCUCAUGUGGAGUCUGCAUGAAAUGAUUCAAAGCAUUGCACCUUAUGUGUUUACCACCUUCUUUACUUACGUCGGCAUGUCCUUUGAUUUCAUGCUUCUCGGCAACGUCGUCGGGGCUGCCGUGCUGCUCUUCGUUGUGCGAAUCGUCUGCCUCUUUGUGGGCGGCUACGUGGGAUGCUGGUGGGCCAACGAGCCGGCUCGCCACGGCCAAUUUGCUUUUCUUGCCAUGAUCAUGCAAGCUGGUGCUGGCAUGGCGUACGCCACUUUUCUCGAGGACGAGUUUCACACCGAGGGUUGGGGUCCAUCCUUCGCCACCAUGACCGUGUUUAUGAUUCUCUUGGCUCAGGUGAUUGGCCCGCGUACCCUGAAGUGGGCGCUACUGCAUUUCAAAGAGGCCGAAAAGCGCCGCACACGGUCUCUCAAGCGGUCGGCGGAUGAAUCGGACGACGACAGUGACGAGGACGAUGAUGGUGACGGGGAACCUUAUGAAGACUUUAUGGCCUACGACCCCUUUGCCAUUCACUCCAACUUGGUUGGCUCGCGGCGACCUUCAUGGCGCGCCCAUCAUUCCUGA